CUCUGAUUGGGCAGUUUUGGAGAGGGCGGUGCCUGUAGCCUAGGCCGGGCACCGCGUUUCCCUACCGAGACAUGGCGGUCCUCGGGGUGCAGCUGGUGGUGACGCUGUUCACGGCCACCCUCAUGCACAGACUGGCUCCGCACUGCUCCUUCGCUCGCUGGCUGCUCUGCAACGGCAGUCUUUUCCGCUACAAGCACCCAUCCGAGGAGGAGCUUCGGGCGCUGGCGGGGAAGCAGAGUCCCCGAGGCCGGCGGGAGCGGUGGGCCAACGGCCUCGGUGAGGAGAAGCCACUGCUGGUACCCCGGGCUGCGCCAUUCCAGCUGGAGACCUGUCCCCUCACCCCUGUGGAUGCCCUAGUCCUGCGCUUCUUCCUGGAGUACCAGUGGUUCGUGGACUUCGCAGCGUACGCGGCUGGCGUGUACCUCUUCACUGAGGCCUACUUCUACCUGCUGGGCCCGCGGGAGGCCAACAUUGCUGUGUUCUGGUGCCUGCUCACCGUAGCCUUCUCCAUCAAGACGUUCGUGACGGUGACCCGACCGCACUUCAGCCUGCAGGGUGGCGAGCGUGCCGUGUGCCUUACCUUCGCCUUCGUCGUCCUCCUUCUGGCCAUGCUUGUGCAGGCGGUGGGCGAGGACGCACUGGAGCUGGGCCUAGAGCCAGGCCUGGCCAGCAUGACUGAGAACCUGGAGCCGCUCCUGAAGCCCCAGGGCUGGGGCUGGGCGCUCCCCGUAGCCACACUGGCCAUCCGCGUGGGGCUGGCAAUGGUGGGCUCCGCGCUGGGCGCCUUCCUCACCUUCCCCGGCUUGAGGCUGGCCCAGACCCCCCGCGCCCCCCCCCCAGCCCCAAGCUGGAAGAGGCAGGAAGGGCCCUUCUGGGGCAUGUGGAGGGGCAGGGAUCUGUGACCUCCCCGAUCUCCAAU
This is a messenger RNA of Fukomys damarensis (Damara mole-rat), 919 nucleotides long. It is a transcript of the gene Tmem161a, whose product is annotated as transmembrane protein 161A. The transcript is spliced from 9 exons. NCBI's taxonomy places the organism in Eukaryota, Metazoa, Chordata, Mammalia, Rodentia, Bathyergidae. The coding region runs from base 72 to 902 and encodes 276 amino acids. The record is from RefSeq and is a predicted model, not a curated record.